UCUCGCUCUCCCUCUUUCUGAGCCACAGCGCGCCUGCCUACAUCCCUCUCCAAAAUUUUCACUAGCACACAAGCGAAAGGGGGGAGAGAAUCGGACCCUUAUCCUUCUUUCCCAGCACAUCAAGUUCCUCAUCUCAGGUCUUUCUUUCUUUUACAUGGCGCAAGGGCUCUGCAUGCGGGACGAUACUGGUUCCGGUUCUGGGCGCGAGAAAGCCAACGCGGAUUUGGAUAACGGAGCAUCACUGACGGGUGUAGAAUACAGCAGUUCCGGCGCCUCCGCCUUCUCGUUCUCCUCCUGCCGGCUCUAUGACGAGUAAUGGUCGGCUCGUUCUGCUGGAUGCUCCCUGCUCUAACCGGAUCGUCGACGGUACCUUAUUGCACAGCAGAUUGCCAUUUUCGGAAGAAACCUUCAGAGAGCUAGGAGAUACAUAUGGAAACUGGGGACCAGAAUUUUAGGAAAAAGGAUAUAUAGUAGUUCUUUAUUUUCUUCCAUUUUCGUUUAUGUUUAUUCAUUUGUUUCGCUCUCGGUGAAUUUUCUCAUUUCAUCGUUGACUUAAUUUGUCAAAUUGAUGUAACGGCGGCAUCAGUAGCCUAUAUUAGAUUUACGGUCUUAAUUCUGAACAUUCCUUUCGUUGAUUUUGAACUGGACUAUCCUGCCUAUCCAUGUAUCCUAUAUUUCUCUGCUCCUGUAACUAAAUAGAGCUUUCCCUUAUUUUUUGUAGUCUACCUUUCUCUUUUCCGAUUAGAAUAGACUAGGGUUUGCUUAGCCAUAUUAAGAAAGGACAGCGUGUUUUUUAAGCGAUUUGCGGCUACGUAGGUCAACAGUUGUUGUAACACAUCAAAUUGUUUAGAUAUAUUACGAUUGGAGGCAAAGCCUUCCAUUACUCCGUCAACUCUCCACCCCUUUAACGUCUGUUAUUUUCAUCUAAAUCCCACAUUGUUCCUAAAGCUGUAUUUAUCUUCAAUUCCUCACACAUCAGAAGACAAACUACCAGCUAUUUAUGCGCCUAAAUUGUCAUAAUUAGAUACAAAAGCGCUCUCUAUGCGUGCUCGCAACAUUUGCUUAAGAUCAUAUUCAUUAACUGACACAUAAACGGCACUGUUGCUUUAUUUCCUUUGAAUGACAAGCUUGGGCCAUGAUUAAAAGCCUAGGCAAUUAACAGUUAAGUGUACAUUUCUAUAUUACCUUUGAUUAUUGGCUUUGCAGCAUGAAUGUUCGUGUAAGUUUUAACUGUAGUGCAUAUCUUGCCUCGUUUAAAAAAGGAUAAAGAGGAUAAAGAUUGUUUGCUCUUGAAACAAAAUUACAUAAGCUGUGAAAGCGUGCGAAAUAUUAGCUUUACCCUUACAGAAAUAGCCAGAAAGGCUUACCCAUUUCUUCCUCACUCGGUUCUCACCCAAACGCAACCAUAAGGUUCCUACCGCAUCCACCCCCUUCCCCCUCCUUUCGCUCAAAUAUAUCCCAUUUUUUUAGUUUGGUUUGGUCCCGUAAAUUUUCAAAUAUUUAUUUCCUAUACAUCAAGAGGAAAGGGGGUCCCCCUUUCAUGGAAUGCGGAAACAUGGGCGUGUUUGACCGCGGAGUUCAGAUGUUAUUGACCACGGUGGGCGCGUUCGCCGCCUUCAGCCUCAUGACCAUCGCAGUGGGCACGGACUACUGGCUGUACUCGCGCGGCGUCUGCAAGAUCAAGUCUAACAACGAGAAUGAGACCAGCAAGAAGAACGAAGAAGUGAUGACCCAUUCGGGACUGUGGAGGACAUGUUGCUUGGAAGGAAACUUCAAAGGACUGUGUAAGCAGAUAGAUCACUUUCCAGAAGACACAGAUUAUGAAGCAGAUGCCUCUGAGUACUUCUUGCGGGCCGUGCGAGCGUCUAGCAUCUUCCCCAUCCUCAGUGUCAUCCUGCUCUUCAUGGGUGGCCUGUGUAUAGCUGCCAGCGAGUUCUACAAGUCCCGUCACAAUAUCAUCCUUAGUGCAGGCAUCCUCUUCGUGUCUGCAGGCCUCAGUAACAUCAUUGGCAUGAUCGUGUACAUAUCAGCCAAUGCGGGGGAUCCCUCAAAGAGCGACUCCAAGAAAAACAGCUACUCGUACGGCUGGAGUUUCUACUUUGGUGCUUUGUCCUUUAUCAUGGCUGAGAUGGUGGGCGUGCUGGCCGUGCACAUGUUCAUCGACCGGCAUCGAGAGCUGCGCGCGGGCGCGCGAGCCGCAGAUUACCUGCAGGGCUCUGCCAUCACGCGCAUCCCCAGCUACCGGUACCGCUAUCGACGCCGCUCCCGCUCCUCGUCCCGCUCCACGGACCCCUCGCACUCUCGCGACGCCUCACCGGUGGGCUUGAAAGGUUUCGGAGCUCUGCCCUCCACCGAGAUCUCCAUGUACACGCUCACCCGUGGGGGAGACACCCUAAAAACCGGUCACGGCACCCCCACCGCAACCUAUAAUUCCGAGAGGGACCACAACUUCCUGCAGGUCCACAACUGCAUCCAGAAGGACCUAAAAGACUCAUCCCACACUAACACAGCCAACCGACGUACCACCCCUGUAUGAGGCACAACCUUACCCCAUGCAGACAGCUGGGAGACAGGAGCUGGGUGGAGGCGGCGAUGUGGCCUGGAGUAUUACAGAUCAAACGUCAUGUACCAUGAGUUUUCGUGAUUAAGAGGAAACGGGAGGCUUUUUACUUUUCGAUCAAAGAAUACACAUGUAUGCAUGAUUUUGCCAUUUGCCAUUGACAAAAUGAGUCUGGUUUGAAAUGGAUGAAAGGUAAUUGCAGAAGGGUUCAUUCAGCCUGUGACGUGGGAGCUGUAGCUUGUGAUGUUGAUUUGACAUCAUUUUUGUUUUGAAAACAUUUCACUACUCUCGUCGGUCUACGUGAAACGACAAGCUACCGCUCCCUCAUAACGUUCUUCCCCUUUCCGCUGUACUCAUCAUAUUUACGUUCAUUUGUUAUUUGCGUAAAAACUGUGAACCGUUGCAGUAGGGUAUUCAGUAAGAAAUCGCCCAGUCUGCAAUCUCUCUUACAAAAGGUACAAUAUAUAUAUACAUAUAGUAUAUAUAUAUAAAUAUGUAUGUAUUAAUUUUAUAAUUAAAUAAACAUAAUAAUCAAGACUUUUCUGAGGCAAAAAAUAAAAACAAGAAAGGGAAAUACUGUUGUUUGCUAGGUGAUGCUGAUCUGUUGGAACAGAGACUCGUGAGCGGCCGUGGACACAACGUCGUGGAUAACAUCACAAGCGAGUCUUCACUGCAAAAGCUGCUGUAACAACAGACUAAGACAUUCAACCUUAGACAAAAUUAUAUUCUUUUAAAAGAACCUUCUCAUCUUUUUCUCGGUCCCUGUUUGCUUCCUUUCGUUUUCCUCUCACAUUUGGUGGUCACAGGAGCGAGAAAAAACGAUGCGUACGUCGAACCCCUUCAACGACACGAGCGACAAAAGGGGUACGAGUUCACUGUUAAAGACUCCAGAAACGACUGCCAAGACGAAAAUAAAGGAAGGAUGAGGGAAAGAAGAGGACGCAGAACUUUAAAUAAAUACUUGCAAGAAAGCAAGCCAACAAAUAAAAGUACGAAAUAUUACGAGAAACAAAGCUAAGUGACUCACGAAUACAACGAUUAAAUGCAUGCUAUAAAUUUACAGCAAACCUGCUCUUGAAACUUAAGUUUUAAAGGAUAAUGAUAAUUAUAAUGGGAAAAGCGAUGUUAAAAAAGCUAAAUAUUAAUGUUUUGUGUACUCUUUUGUUUUAAUUACUCAUUAUAAUAAUAUGCUUUGGUGAUAAACCAAACGAACAAAUUACGACAGAACAGCUUUUUUAAUUCUGAGUUAUUUCUUUAUAUGUACUUGUAUUUCUUUCAUGCAUUUGUUUUUCUGAGAAUCACACGCCUUAGCCAUUACGUUGAUUUCUUUGGAUUCAUUUUAAUGUGUCGUUUUAUUUGAAAUGAAAUCUAAAGGUGCCAAAACAGAAUGAUCUUAAACUUGGAUGCAUCAAGUCCUGAUGAAUAAACAGACAAACCCAAGGGGGAACAAACUUGGUGCUUCUCUGUGUUUCUACAUUACC
Misgurnus anguillicaudatus (oriental weatherfish) is the source of this 4041-nucleotide messenger RNA. It is a transcript of the gene cacng2a, whose product is annotated as calcium channel, voltage-dependent, gamma subunit 2a. Gene Ontology annotation, molecular function: channel regulator activity; voltage-gated calcium channel activity. Lineage: Eukaryota; Metazoa; Chordata; Actinopteri; Cypriniformes; Cobitidae. Gene Ontology annotation, biological process: positive regulation of synaptic transmission, glutamatergic; neurotransmitter receptor transport, postsynaptic endosome to lysosome; transmission of nerve impulse. The record is from RefSeq and is a predicted model, not a curated record. Gene Ontology annotation, cellular component: voltage-gated calcium channel complex; postsynaptic density membrane; AMPA glutamate receptor complex.